Messenger RNA from Durusdinium trenchii, 3219 nucleotides. The record is from the annotation of a GenBank genome assembly. NCBI's taxonomy places the organism in Eukaryota, Dinophyceae, Suessiales, Symbiodiniaceae.
AUGGCACGUUUUGGCCAUGCAAGUCGCAGAUGUGGACAGAUUUUUGUGCAGUGGGGUGGUUCCCUGGGUGUGGGCUCAACAGAAGCCACUGCAGGUCAGUUGUUCCAUCCUUUGUGGUUGCGCUUGAACGACCCCAGUCAGAUCACCCGGAACCAGCAGCGUCUCUUUGAGAUGUCCAGUAUCAUGGAUCGAAGAAACAGCUGGGAGGAGCGACUCUCAGUGCAGUGGGGCGAUGGUGCUCAGAGUUACUAUCCUUGGCAUUGGCUUGCAGAGCAUGCAACCGCUGGCGCUGCAGAAGCUGCUGAAGCCAAGCAGCUGAAGCUGGAGGUUCCAAAGCAUCUUUGGAAUCAAAGCUUUCAAAGUACCUUGCCGCGGAUGGAGUAUGAAGCGCUAUUGACCCGCAGCGGCAAGCUUCAGUUGUGCACAUAUUUGGAAAGGUAUGGUUUGGCUUUUGUUAGUGGUUUGGGGGCUGCCGAGGGCACAGUGAAGAAGGUUGGAAACUACAUUGGCCAUGUGAGAGUCACAAACUAUGGUGCCAUCUUUGAUGUCAAAGAUGAUGGUGCCAAGGCAACCAAUCUCGCCUUCACAAAUCAAAAGAUCUCAGCCCACACCGACAACCCUUACCGAGACCCCUUCCCUGGAAUACAAAUGCUACAUUGCCUCAGCUGCGCAGGGGAAGGUGGCGCUACCCUUUUCACCGAUGGUUUUAGUGUGGCCCAAAAGCUCAAAAGCUUGGAUCCCACUGCUUUCCAUUUGCUUUCAAACAUAGAACACCCAUAUGAAUACAGGGAUCCAGAUGCAGCUGUCCUGUUACAAGCAAGCGUGCCCGUUAUCAAGCUUUGCCAGGGUGAAAUCGAAAGGAUCACUUUCAACAACCGAUCUGCAGCACCGAUGGGGCCGGAGAUGCCAGAGCUGGAACGCUACUACGAGGCGUGGGCUUUGUUCGAUCGCAUGGCCAACUCCAUGGAGUUCACAGUCAAAGCGAACUUGAAGCCUGGAGACUUAGCGAUUUGGUCCAACGGCCGCGUGAUGCACGGACGUGAGGGCUACGAACGCGGUGCUCCAAGGCAUUUGCAAGGGGCCUACCUGGAUUAUGAUGAGAUCCAGUCCGCAGUUCGGGAACUGUACGUUGUUGGAAACUUCUUGCCUGGACCCAAUGUCGCUGGCAAAGUGAUCACUCUUCCGGAUUGCCAAGGCGCCGCAGAUUCAGCGCCGCUUUCUUGGAGACAUGUGAUCUCCUUAGGUGGCCUGAAGAUCCGGGCUUGGGAUACAUUGAAGUCAGAGGAGGCCAUCACUGGCAUACUGCAGCCAUCAGAGGCGGAGCCGCCUGUGGAUGAAGUCUUUGAGGAUGAGCCAGGUUUCGACACCCGGCGCAUGCAGUUUGAGAUCGAUCGACCCUCAGAAAGGGUCAAGACGACCAAAAGGGUCGUGUUUUACUCGGGGAGUGUGACGAUAAUAUGGUACUUGAUGCAUAUUCCGCUGGUGUACUACAUGAUUCACACCUUCGCCCACGAGAAGCAGCACACGAUUGCUGUGAACAACUCGCCAUUCCUGUUGCUGAAUGUGGACGUUAACACCCUGCUAAGCAACUUGCCUUUGAUGGUGAGCCUUCUGAAUGAAGAGUGGCUUAAAGUUGUGGACAUGCAGCUCCAUAAGGCUUGCACACGAGCUUGCACCUGGUUGGAUGCCAUGGACUGCUUUCAGCCCACCGCGAACAUCCUGCCAACCAGCAGCACCACUCUUGAAAUGGUUACCUUUGGCUCCUUCAAUGUUGGGGGUUUGUCUGCAGCAGGCAGUGUCAGUCAAGAUGUAUGGGCUCUAUUGAAUCCGCUGAUGGGUGUGCUUCCUGUAGACAUCACGUAUUUCUUUGAGUUGACUGAGUCGGUUCCUUGGUUCUUUGGGCAAGACCCAGCAUUGGCAGAGCGGAAGACCAAUCUCGAUGCGCAUACCAUUUUGGUGAAUCAGAACAAUCAUGUGAUGCGUUCCUUCCCACCCGGGCGCAUUUCAGUGACACCCCAAGAGCUUUUGGCCUUGGCUGGCUGGGAGUGGAAUCUAAAGACCUUACUCAAUGGUGGUGAGUUUGGAGCGGUCGUCAAUUGCUACAAUGACAACCACGAUUUGCCUCCACUCGUUUGGGCCAACUUCGAAGUGGUAUACCCAGAAACGAGACUAGCACUGUGCUUACUCACAGUAGAGGAGCGUCGUGAUGCCUCAGUCGUCAAAGUGGCAGAUCCUUUCAUCGGCUCGACUUUUAUCAAUGCCCAUGUGCGCAUUGACGCAUAUCGAGGGAAUAGCUUUUUCCGGCUAGCGUCUUUGGCCCAACUGGUUGUGACCCUGAUUUCAUUCUUGGUUCUCCUGAAUUUGUCUACCAACGUGGCCGUUUUUUUUGCCACCUACUGUUUGGGUCCUUUGUCCAAAAUCUUCCGAAGAGCACAUACCGAGAGCUUCUACAUCAUAUACAAAAUCCCUUCGCUGGGCCUUGCUUUGGCCGCCGACUUCUUGACCUUGUCCAAGCUCCAAGAUGCAGCCGGAGUUAGCUCUUUCCGCUCCGCUUUGAGCCACGAGAUGCAACGGAUCCUGCAGACAUUAGCACCCCACAAGCCGGAGAUCGCCCCGGAUUUCGCAAACCAUAUCUUCCAGAAGGUCUGUGACACUAACCAUGCUGUGAUGAGCCACUUGGGCAAGGAAGGCCAGGCCGAGCAGGUUUGUGCAUACUUCGAUCUCCAUCGCAAACGUCACUUCUUGGAGUGGACAGUCCUCCCGGCUCAGCACCGUAGCAGCCUGCGAAGCCGAAUCUCACGUGCCAGCUCCAUGGCUUUGAUGGAGGAGGACCUGCGCCUGCCCCAGCCCGGAACAGUGACGUCAAACAUUCGUGAGGUGAAAGCAGAAGUGGACGCGCUGGCAGCAGAGAGUCAAGAUGAGAAAGAUGAGUGGAUAGAGAAGCAGCGGGAAAAGAUUCAGACCUUGCUGGAACAGCUGCAGAACGUUCAAGACCGCCUCCGAGCAAGAGAUGCAGCCAGCAAGUCUUACGAGAAAGAUGUGACGAGGCUGCUGAGGAAGAAGGACUCUUUGCAACGGAGGUGCAAGCAGGUCGAGAAGCAAAGGUCCAAGCUCGUAGAGGAGAUUUGGGCAUGGCGGCAGAGAGCUAUCUAUGACCCGAACUCCACGGACACGCCACCUCCGACCUUUGCUACAUCUUCGUUCCCAUUAUCCAUUUGA